Molecule: messenger RNA, 1653 nt
Organism: Tremella mesenterica DSM 1558
Lineage: Eukaryota; Fungi; Basidiomycota; Tremellomycetes; Tremellales; Tremellaceae
Exons: 10
Coding region: 1-1653 (550 amino acids)
Biological process (GO): tryptophanyl-tRNA aminoacylation
Cellular component (GO): cytoplasm
Molecular function (GO): ATP binding; tryptophan-tRNA ligase activity
Source: RefSeq, a predicted model, not a curated record
AUGUCCGCAAUAUCAAACAUGUCGGCAGUUUCUGAAGAUACUGGUGAUAUUUCUGGUCCAGAACCAGAAGCUAUCAUCGCAGCUAGACACAAGGCCAGGUCAGAGAGUAUGUCGGAGCAGCUUUCCGCCCAAUUGAGUCAGAUGAGAUUGCCUCAACCAGAAAGGAUCUUCGGCCCUGAUGAAGGUGAGAGCGAUGCGGCUCGAGAGGGAGAAGGAAGAGCUGUGAGACCUGAAGAUUGGGAAAAGAUUUAUGGGGAUGAUGAGAUUCCUGAAGCUGUCAAAGAGCCAGUUAGGAUGUCUCACUCAAGACAGGCCAGCAGAGUUAACCCAGAGGAUCUACCAAAACAACAAACAAUACCUGAGGAUGUAGAAGAACCACCUGUCAAAAGCACAGGUGUGGCUAAGGAACAGAAAAUCACCCCUUUUGACGUUGAGGGAGGAGUCGAUGCUGAAGGGCGUUCAUUAGGCAUUGAUUAUAACAAGACUGUACAGAAAUUCGGAGCUUCUUUAAUUUCUCAAGAUCUCCUGGAGCGGUUCGAAAAGGUUACAGGUGUAAAGCCUCAUCCUCUGCUUCGUCGUGGGACUUUCUUUUCUCACCGGGAUUUGAACAUAAUUCUCGAUAGAUACGAAAAAGGUCAACCUUUCUAUCUUUACACUGGCCGAGGUCCAUCAAGUGACUCGAUGCAUAUGGGGCAUCUCAUCCCUUUCAUGUUCACUGCAUAUCUGCAACGUACUUUCAACGUCCCUCUUGUCAUCGAGAUCACAGAUGACGAGAAAUACCUUCUCGAACGUGACUCGAAAAAACAGGCCGAGACAAUGAAGAAGAUCAAAGGCAAGAAACCUCUUGAUCUUCUACGACACUACAAAAGCAUGGGCCAAGACAAUAUCAAAGAUAUCAUCGCCUGUGGAUUCAUACCCGAGAAGACAUACAUCAUGUCCAAUCUUCGUCGCAUGGGCGGAGCAUUCUACGAUAAUGUCGUCCUCAUGGCCAAGACCAUCACACUCAGCCAAAGUCGCAACGUCUUCGGAUUUUCUGACGCCGAUAAUGUGGGGAUGUAUCACUUCGCCGCGAUACAAGCAACACCAGCGUUUUCGAACUCUUUCCCUCAAAUAUUUGGAGAACGGGACGACAUUCCAUGUCUUAUACCCUGUGCCAUCGACCAGGACCCAUAUUUCCUCCUCACACGGGACGCCGCAGAUCGGCUUGGUUACAAAAAGCCCGCUUUGCUGCAUUCAAAAUUCCUCCCUGCACUCCAAGGAGCAAACACCAAAAUGUCGGCUUCUCAAGAAAACUCGGCGAUUUUCAUGACCGAUGAUGCCAAGAAGAUUCAGAAAAAGAUCCGGUCGCAUGCCUUUUCGGGAGGUAGGGCGACACAAGAGGAGCACCGUCGGCUGGGGGGAGAUCCCGAUGUCGACGUGGCCUAUCAAUACAUCAGCUUUUUCGAGGAAGACGACGAGCGGAUGAAUCAGCUGGCCAAAGACUAUCGUGCCGGAACGCUCAGUAGCGGCGAGAUGAAAGAUCACUGUAUAGCCACCAUACAGAAAAUCGUGGGCGACUUCCAAAUGGCUCGGGCAGCAGUCACCGAUGAGAUUGUGGAAUACUUCCAAGAUCCCACGAGGAAGAUAGAUCCGCGUCCGGUGCCAAAGGCAUGA